AAGGCGGAAGUGUUGACUCAGACUCUGAAGCUCUGAAUAACCAGGUCGUGGCUCCUCGCUCCCAGAGACUUCCUGUGCUUCUCAUCUUUGUUUCUCACGGUCUUCUUCUUCCUCCGGACACCGGAAGCUGCUGCUGUGUCACCGCGGACUGAACAUGUUCUCCCCCAGGUUCCUGCUGCUCCGCUCGGCCGCCUCCUUGACGACCAGGUCUCUCUGCACCGGGGGGGUGUCGCCGGGGGGCCGAGCGCCGGACAUGGCUGAGGGAAAUCCACUUUUACACGUGUCCAACGUGCGAAACAGGCUGAGGGAAAUCGUAGGAGCUUCCACCAACUGGAGUGACCACCAGCACGCCAUGACAGAGCGAGUGUCGCUGUCGUCCAUGUUGGCGAAGUCUCAGCAGGACCUUCCAGCAAAGACCAUGAAGGACAGCUACCUGGAGGUGCACCUGCCUCUGGGCUCCGAGCCACAGCUCCGAGAGAAAUACCUGACCUUCCACAACACUGUCAGGUUUGGUAGAAUCCUGGAGGACUUGGACAGUUUAGCAGUCCUCAUAUCUUACUCCCACACCCACAACCCGGCGCUGAAGAGGACUCCUCUGUCUAUCGUCACAGCUCUGGUGGACAAAAUAGACAUGAGGCAGCACGUCAUCUAUCCUGACUGCGACAUCAAGUUCACUGGUCAUGUGACCUGGGUGGGAAAGACGUCUAUUGAAGCCAAGAUGCACAUGUCACAGUAUCGUGAUGGAGCUUAUUCCCCAGUUCUGGACGCCACGUUCGUCAUGGUGGCUCGGGACCCAGAGAACAAGAGGGCAGCGUUUGUAAAUCCACUGAAGCCUGCGGGAUCAGACGAGGACAUGAUUUUCCAGGAAGGAGAAGCUAAUAAAACACGCCGAGUGGAGCUGAGCACAGCAUCGCUGCUGAAGGUUGCACCCACGGACGAGGAGAGGAAGAUCGUGCACAGUCUGUUCCUCAACACCCUGGACACGAAGACGGUCAGCUUCAGCUCCAGAGUUCUGCCUCCGAACUCGGUGUGGAUGGAAGACGCCAAACUGAAAGGACUGGAGAUCUGCCACCCUCAGGAGAGGAACAUCUUCAACAGGAUAUUCGGAGGUUUUCUGAUGAGAAAGGCGUACGAGCUGGGUUGGGCCAACGCCAGCUCCUACGGAGGAUGUCGACCCCGCCUGGUGGCUGUUGAUGAUAUCCUGUUCCAGAAACCUGUGGAUAUCGGCUCUUUGCUGCUGCUAAAUUCACAGGUGUGUUACACACAGGGGAAGUACAUCCAGGUCAGAGUUCACAGCGAGGUGUUCGACCCGCUCACCCGCCAACACAACACCACCAACGUCUUCCACUUCACCUUUGUUUCCGACCGUGACGUCCCCAGCAUCAUCCCCAAGACAUAUGGAGAGUCCAUGUUGUACCUGGACGGAAAGAGACACUUUAACCAAACAGUGGAGGCCUGAGGGAUCACGCUCAGAACUUCCUGCCAAAGCCUUUCAGCGUCUGACAAGCGAGUGUGUGCGAGAGUGUGUGUAAGAGUGUGUAUGUGUGUGUAUGCAGAUAAUUCCAUGUACUUCCCUCAUACUGUAUAUCACGACUAGCUCAUUUAUUUUCCACAACCCAGAUGGUCGCUGUUUCUGAUUCCUGUUACAUUCUUUGUUCUGGUGGUUUUACAGUUCUGGUUGUUUGGAGCACAGACGCAUUUUCAAUGAUUUUUUUUUUUAAUUGUUUCUGUCACACUUGUAAGCAGCGUCAGAAAAACACAAGUGUUGUGUUUCACGACCAGUCGGAGUUUACAGCGUCUCAGCAGGACUGGAGAACUGACCUUGUUGUAACCUCAUAUAUUCACUAUGUGCAUGGAUUUAUAUCACAAUAUGUUAUAUUUUAUAUUCCUCUGUUGCUGACUGUAUAACACUCAUUUACUUUGCUUUUUUUUUAUAUGGAACAAGGCGCUUGAUCAUGAUUGUGUCAGAUUGCUGCCAGAGGAACGUUGGCAUCAUAUAUUCUUUGCCUUACAAAUACAAUAAAUACAUUUUUAUUUAUCUUGA
This is a messenger RNA of Limanda limanda (common dab), 2044 nucleotides long. It is a transcript of the gene acot9.1, whose product is annotated as acyl-CoA thioesterase 9, tandem duplicate 1. Gene Ontology annotation, cellular component: mitochondrion. The record is from RefSeq and is a predicted model, not a curated record. Gene Ontology annotation, biological process: acyl-CoA metabolic process. The transcript is spliced from 16 exons. Lineage: Eukaryota; Metazoa; Chordata; Actinopteri; Pleuronectiformes; Pleuronectidae. Gene Ontology annotation, molecular function: fatty acyl-CoA hydrolase activity. Bases 155 to 1459 code for a protein of 434 amino acids.